This is a messenger RNA of Parnassius apollo (apollo), 1386 nucleotides long. NCBI's taxonomy places the organism in Eukaryota, Metazoa, Arthropoda, Insecta, Lepidoptera, Papilionidae. The record is from the annotation of a GenBank genome assembly.
AUGAAUACUGAAGAUAUAGUUACACAGUCUACUUUUUCAAUGCUGGAUGGAAAAAUUGAUAGUAGAUUAUUAGAAUCAAUCAAAUUGAUGGGUUUUAAAAAACCUACUAAAAUACAAGCAAUAAGUCUACCUCAUCUUCUCCUUGGAAAAGAUCUUAUAGGGGCUGCAAAAACAGGAAGUGGAAAAACAAUAGCUUUUUUAUUACCAGUAAUACAAAACUUAUUAAAAUUAAAAUACACUCGAAAACAUGGUGUUGGUUGUAUUAUCAUAAAUCCCACAAGAGAAUUAGCUUUACAAACUUAUGAAGUAUUGAGGAAAUUACUUACGAAAAUUGAUUUAUCUUAUGCUUUGAUAGUUGGUGGUGAAAAAAAACACAAAGAGAUGUUGUCUUUACAGAAAGGUGUGAAUAUUAUUGUUGCGACACCAGGACGCUUAUUAGAUCAUUUAGAACAUACACAAAAGUUUAAUUUUAAAAAUCUUAAAUGCUUAAUAUUGGAUGAAGCUGAUAAGUUGCUUGAAGCGGGUUUUGAAAAACACUUAGUAGGAAUUAUAAAAUUAUUGCCAGAAAACAGGCAAACUGCUUUAUUUAGUGCAACAAUAGAUGACAAAAUAAGAAACCUGGCUAGAUUGGCAUUAAAAAGCAGUCCCAUAUUGAUUUCGAUACAGAAUCAUGUUCAGACUACAGUGGCAGGACUACAACAAGGGUACUUUAUUUGUCCAAUUGAAGAAAGAAUUAAUUGGCUUCACAAAAUGCUUAAAAAAUGUAAAAAACUAAAGGUCAUGGUAUUCUUUUCAUCAUGUAAAUCAGUGGACUUUCAUUAUGAAUUUUUCAAAACACAUUGCAAAGCUCCAGUUAUAAGUAUACAUGGUAAACUAAGUCAAUCUAAAAGAAAAGAAGCAUAUAGAAGUUUUGUUGAUGUACAACGGGGCGCACUUUUUUGUACUGAUGUAGCAGCUAGGGGUUUGGAUAUACCCCAUGUGGAUUGGAUUGUGCAAUAUGAUCCUCCUACAGAUGUUAAGGAAUAUAUCCACCGAGUUGGCCGUACUGCAAGAGGCAUGAAUACAACAGGCAAUGCUGUAAUAAUAUUAAGGCCAGAGGAAGAAGAAUUUAUUAACUUUCUAAAGACAAAGAAAGUGUAUUUGGACAAAUAUAAUUUUGAAAAACCCUCCAGGGAUGUACUGGAAAUGUUACAAGAUUUAAUAACUAACAAUGGUGUAAUGAAAAUGCUGGCAAGAAAAGCAUUCCUGUCUUUUUUAAGAUGUUAUAAGAAACAUCCUUUGCAUAAAUUCUUUGACAUUAAUAAAUUGGACUUAGAAUUGGCGGCAAAAGGUUUUGGAUUUCUGGAAACACCUCAUGUUGAUUUUUUAAACAACAAGAAGAACUAA